AAAUUUUUGAAAAAAAAAACACUUUUUCUUAGUUUCUGUUAUAACAUUUUGUACAUAAGUGAUUUUUCUCCUUCACUGAUGUGCUCUAAUGAGGCUGCAGUGAUGGGCACUGAUAGGCUGCACUGAUGGGCACUGAUAGGCAGCACUGAUGGGCACUGAAAGGCAGCACUCAUAUUUAGCACUGUUAGGUGCCACUGGCGGAACUGAUAGGCAGCACUGACUGGCACUGAUAGGCAGCACUGACUGGAACUGAUAGUUGGUACUGAUUGGCAGCAGU
This is a messenger RNA of Staurois parvus, 277 nucleotides long. The record is from the annotation of a GenBank genome assembly. NCBI's taxonomy places the organism in Eukaryota, Metazoa, Chordata, Amphibia, Anura, Ranidae.